AGAAGGAGUCUCGCACGCGACACUCACAUUCACACGGUGAGACAACAUAGCUGUGCGUGCCUCCGAUAACUUUUUUUCUCUACAGUGUUUUUCUUGGGGGGAAUCAUGGAUGUCCUAACUGUGGAGGGCUGGAGCAAAUGCGCACGUGAGGCGCCGGCCACGCACUCGCGGCAGCAGAGUUGUGGGAGCCCCAGAGAGGUGGAGAGGGGAGGGAAGCAACAGUUCGAGGAGUCCCGCUACGAACCUGGGCUGACGCUCGUGGACAGCGAUAGCGACCCACGCGCCUGGCUGGCUUCCGCUUCUGGCACCUGUGCGGCACACGCCACUUCACCCGACUACCUGCGGCACUCGCCAUGUCCGAGUACCGGCUCCUACCACGAGAGUGGCUCCCCGGGUUCCUCAGGCCAUCCCAGCCCACAGAGCUACAGAAAACCUGCCAAGAGCCUCACGUCUUCUUCUCUCAAAGUCAGGGAGUUGUGUCGCCUUAAAGGCACCCUCACCGGGCCCGAAGAGGAGGCCUCCGUGAGACAGAGAGCCCCCUCCCACAAGCCUGUCAAUGGGAUUCAAAGGCAAAGGAGAGUGGCCGCCAACGCGCGUGAGAGAAGGCGAAUGCACGGGCUCAACCAUGCGUUUGAUGAGCUGCGCAGCGUCAUCCCAGCGUUUGACAACGACAAGAAGCUCUCGAAGUAUGAAACUCUGCAGAUGGCGCAGAUUUACAUCAACGCCCUCGCCGAGCUUCUCCAAGGUCCAGUGUCCUCCUCCUCUUCCUCCAGCAGCAGCAGCAGCAGCAGUAAUAACGACAUCUCCAACAACACCAGCUCGCCAAAGUGUGACAUUAUGCUCUCGUCCACCGCUGGUUAUGACGGGAUGAAGGACAGGGCCUCUCAGUCUCCCUCAACCUGCAGAGCAGCGGACCCUGCGCCCGUUUCAGGUAGCAGCUUACCUGUGCACAUCAGCGGGGUUCCCUUCUGUUCCUCCUUCGACGAAAGUUCGUUUUCCACUAGAGUUGAAAAAGCGAUGUGUUCCCCGUCUCCUUCGGCAUCUGCUCGGGCGGGCAGUUCGCAGUUUGCAAAUGGGAGGAAAGCGUCUCCCCGGAGCGACGGAGAGUUUUCCCCGCACUCCCACUUCAGUGACUCGGAUGAAAUAGCGAUGGAGCUUCAUUCGAGUGAAGAAGACGAUCUUUCAGAACUGAAGCUGCCCUCACACCAUCACCGCACAAUUUCCUUCUAAAUUCCCACAUAAAGACACAGUAUAGCGAAGUUUCUCUAUAGCCUACAGUGAAGUAAUGUCCAUAAGACGUGUCAAUCAUAGCGAU
Messenger RNA from Pundamilia nyererei, 1315 nucleotides. It is a transcript of the gene atoh1a, whose product is annotated as atonal bHLH transcription factor 1a. Gene Ontology annotation, molecular function: E-box binding; protein dimerization activity; DNA-binding transcription factor activity, RNA polymerase II-specific. The coding region runs from base 106 to 1230 and encodes 374 amino acids. The transcript is spliced from 2 exons. The record is from RefSeq and is a predicted model, not a curated record. Gene Ontology annotation, biological process: axon development; sensory organ development; positive regulation of transcription by RNA polymerase II. Gene Ontology annotation, cellular component: nucleus. Lineage: Eukaryota; Metazoa; Chordata; Actinopteri; Cichliformes; Cichlidae.